Molecule: messenger RNA, 7346 nt
Organism: Zootermopsis nevadensis
Lineage: Eukaryota; Metazoa; Arthropoda; Insecta; Blattodea; Termopsidae
Product: diacylglycerol kinase eta
Biological process (GO): phospholipase C-activating G protein-coupled receptor signaling pathway
Cellular component (GO): plasma membrane
Molecular function (GO): ATP-dependent diacylglycerol kinase activity; protein binding
Source: RefSeq, a predicted model, not a curated record
UUACAAUCACAGUGGAGGUAUUUCUGGCAGGGUUGGUAGCGAACAAGCAGGUGAAGAAUCAUCGGAAAGCGAUGGUGAAGCUGAACCGGACAAAUCGUUUCGGCGCAGAUUAUCAACGAGUGGUGAGAUCAAGCGUGCUGCGGCGACCAAGGAAGGCUUCCUGAUGAAGGAAACAUGGUCGUUCCAGCGCUGGAGACGUCGUUACUUCAGAGUCAGGAAGGACAACCGCUACCACGGAAAGGGCACCAAGGCUGUGACCUUUGACGACACCGACCUCAGUGACGUCAGCUUCCCAGAGUGCAACGUCAAGACCACGAACCACAGCUUCCAGGUGAUCGCCCCACCCCGACGACCGGUCCCGUGUGCAGGGGCUCGACGUGAGAUGGAAGACUGGACCUCUGCGCUGAAGGAUGCCGGCAGUAAGGAGAAUUGUGAGGCUGGUGACCCUCGUGACUUCCUGUCAGGGCAUCACUGCUGGUAUGCCACAUCACAUGCUCGACCCACAUACUGCAAUGUGUGCAGGGAGGUGCUCUCAGGUGUGAUGUCUCAUGGACUGAGUUGUGAGGUGUGCAAGUAUAAGGUACACAAACGAUGUGAACCCAAGGCCAUCAACAACUGCAAAUGGACCACCCUUGCCAGUGUCGGCAAGGAAAUCAUCGAGGACAAGGACGGGAACAUCACAAUGCCCCACCAAUGGAUGGAGGGGAACCUGCCUGUAUAUGCCAAAUGCUCUGUCUGUGAUAAAACCUGUGGUUCAGUGUUGAGACUGCAGGACUGGCGGUGUCUGUGGUGCAGAACUACAGUGCACACUGCUUGUCGUCCGCUUCACCCAAUCUACUGUCCGCUGGGUCCCUGCAGAGUUAGUGUCGUGCCUCCUAUUGCCCUGCACAGUAUUGGCAGUGAUGAAGCUUGGGAAGCAGUGAGGCCACCUGACUGUUCCCCGUUGCUCGUGUUUGUCAACUCCAAGUCCGGAGACAACCAGGGGGUCAAGUUUCUGCGACGCUUCAAGCAAUACUUGAACCCGGCUCAAGUGUUUGACCUCAUUAACAAUGGCCCAGGUUUUGGUUUGCGUCUUUUCCGGCACUUCGAUCCGUUCCGCAUCUUGGUGUGCAGUGGGGAUGGUUCUGUGGGGUGGGUCCUGUCUGAAAUAGACUACCUCAACAUGCAUAAGCAGUGUCAGGUGGGCGUGCUGCCGUUGGGAACAGGCAAUGAUUUGGCUCGAGUUCUGGGCUGGGGCAGCUCCUGUGACGAUGACACUCAUAUUCCGCAGCUCCUAGAGAAAUAUGAAAAGGCAUCUACCAAAAUGCUGGACAGAUGGAGUAUCAUGGUUUUUGAGAAAAGCAUUACGAUUCCAACCCGCAAGCUGUCGCAGACAGACCCAGCACUUACUAUUGCAGCAUACGAGGAUUCAAUGGUCUCGCUUCUUGCCAAGAUUUUGCAGUCUGAUGAAUAUUCUGUUGUCAUCUCAGCUGCCAAAAUUCUGUUUGAGACGGUAAAGGACUUCAUCAUACGGGCGACAGAAGUGAGCCUGGGUCAGGGGGACCAACAGUUUGGAGACAAGUGCCAGAUGCUGAAGGAGAAGUUGGAUUGCCUUCUGCAGACGCUGCAGCACGAGGAGGAUGGAGCCGGAUUGUUGCGACAGGAGGAGCUACAGAAUGUGGUGGAAGCUGAUGUGCUGCAGGAAGGGGCAGAGAAAAGUGUACUCGAGAAGUCAGAGAAGGACCUGACAAACAUCCAUGAGUCGAGGAAGUCAGAGUUUGUACAGCAGGAGGCCCUCAUGAGUCGGGCCAACAGUCUCAAGAAAGCAAUCCGACAGUUGGUGGAGCACACGGAGCAGGCCGUGGAUGAGCAGAACAAGACACGUGCUGGUCCCAGCUUCCUGAUCACGCCACCAGCCCCUGACCAGCAGCAGCGUCAGGCCAGUAAAACGCUUGACAUUCCGGGCCUCUCUCGACCCAUCAGCACACUCAAGGUAUUACCAACUGUUGAAUCUUUAUCCAGCACAGAAGCUAGUCCCUGCUUGUCCCCACUCAUGCUUUCACACUCCCCAUCUCCCGACCUCACAUCUUACUCAAACUUCCUCACAGCCAUCUCACCACUGCCAGACCUGCGUCGUGACUCAGGCUGCAGCGAGGACCUCUUCACCCUACCUGUUCCUGUUGAGUUUGCAGAUGAGGAGGCUAGGCGUCGCAGUCUCAUCCCCCCUGAGGAUGGCGACAGCCAUUUUCCCAGUUUCACUCCCUCACAUACAGAAGUGCAGGCUCUUGUAUUGACAUCUUCUAAACCUCUACAACAUUUCCUCUCACUUCCCAUUGAUGCGAUCCCCGAUGUGAAAGACGAGGCAAAGAGGUCACUACCAUCUAAAGAAGAGAAGGAUAAGGGGAACCGCCUUGCUGCUGGAGAAAGCGUUCAUAAGACUUUUGAUGAACAGUUACAGUUAGCUGUAAGCCAGUUACAUGAAAACUUGAGUAUCAGUGUUAGUGAUAGUGGACCAACAGCUCUCUCUUCACCACAAGAUGUUCAGGGCAAAGCCCCCACAAUGGACUUAUUAGUCAUUUCAGACAUCCAUGAAACAAGAAGAUCUUCGACCGUUAGUUUGAAGGAUAUGGAGAAAGAUAUGUGCCACAUAGACUCUCCUGAAGCAAUGGAACCGGAAGAUGAGGAUGAAGACGCAGCAGUCCCAGGGUUACACUUGAUCAAUCCGAACGACGAAGGGGCUACAGAUCUGCAAACUGAACUUGCCACGGCAGGAUUUGUGGAUAUCAGUGGGACACUUAUCACACCUUCUUCUACAGAAGAUGAUCAGGACGUUAUUUCUCCUCUGUCACCGAAGGAGAAAUCUGAUUCGGAAUGGGAGGAGGAUAGGGAGUGGAAAAAAGUUGUGAAAAGUUGCAGCUUUGCUCAUUUUGAGGCAUUCUACAAGCAAAUAAGAUCUGCAGAUGGAAGAAAGGAAAAAAGUGCAGUGAACAAAUUUGUGUCAUUUCAACACAGUGAUGUCGUAACAGAACCCAGCGAGUAUCUGGAUGCUGUUAAAAUCCAGAUUCAGGGAUCGAACAAUAACCUGAGUGCUGAGGCAGUGCCCAUAUCUCGUUCUGCCCUGGCGUCACACAGACCAAGCCUCGCGGCCUCUGAGGCAGAUGACGAGGAGUUAUUCCAGUAUCACAUACAGGCAAAGCAAAGGCAGGCGUUGGCUGCAAGGCAACCCAAAAUACCAAUGGAACCAUUCCCUCCUAUGAUCAGCGUGAUUGUGAACCCACCAUCACCUGUGAUGUCAGACGAUGGUGACGAGAUGUUACAAAGAUUCACCGAGGACAACAUGUGUAAAUUAUCAGUGACAUCCCCAACUUCAGGAUUGGACUGUUCCUCCGCUCCUCCUCGGCGUAUUUCAAGCGCAUCUCUACUGAAGGCCCCAGAUGCUGGGAUAGCGACUGGUACCUCAGUUGCUUUAGGCCGGAACAGGUCAUGUAGCCUUGGGAAGGACAACCGCUUUGAGGUCAGGGCCCCAACCAAGAGACUGCCUAUCAUCAACCCUCUCGUCCGGUUGCCGAUGUGGCCAAAUGUUAGUAGAGGUGUCGGUCUCGUAAGCAAGGUGCUUCUUGCCAAUGCUGGUGCACUCUGUGCUUCUGCCUCGCCUCUGAUGGAUCCUGAGGAUACGUUGCUUGAAGGAUACUAUGAAAGUGCAGUGAUGAACAACUAUUUUGGAAUUGGUAUUGACGCGAAGAUCUCGCUCGACUUCCACCAAAAGCGAGAGGAACAUCCUGAGAAGUGCCGCUCCCGAGCCAAGAACUACAUGUGGUAUGGUGUGUUGGGGAGCAAAGAAUGGCUGCAGAAAACCUGCAAGAACCUAGAGCAGAAAAUACAGUUGGAAUGUGAUGGACAACAAAUCCCUUUGCCGUCUCUUCAGGGCAUUGUCAUUUUGAACAUUCCAAGUUUUAUGGGUGGGACCAAUUUCUGGGGUGGUACCAAGGAGGACGACUGUUUCCUCGCACCAAGUUUCGAUGACCGUAUUCUUGAAGUAGUGGCUGUGUUUGGCUCUGUACAGAUGGCAGCAUCUCGCCUCAUCAACCUGCAGCACCACCGCAUCGCCCAGUGCCAAACUGUUCAAAUUACGAUUCUUGGAGAAGAGGGUGUUCCAGUCCAGGUAGAUGGGGAAGCAUGGAUACAAUUGCCAGGUGCGAUCCGCAUCAUCCACAAGAACCGCAUGCAGAUGUUGUGCCGCAACAGAGACCUGGAGAUGUCACUACGUGCAUGGAAGGAAAAACAGCGCCACCAACAGUCAGUGUCGCACUCGCAGAGCGGUGUGGAGGGCAAGCUUCAGCUGUCACCGUUCAGUAAGGAAGAGAAACAGCUUCUGCUCAACUUCAUUGAGGCUGUUACCAUGCUUCUCGAGUAUUUGAAGAUGGUGACCAAAAGACAUCACAUUAUUGCAGUGGAGCUGUGCAAGCUGGCAGCAGAGACUGCCGUUCACAUUGAGAAGCUACAUCCAGGCAGCAAAAUUGUUGAGGGGCCAAAUCUGCGAUCACAAGUGACAGAGAUGGUGUCCAGCGUACGGCGGCUGUAUGAUGAGACGUGCAGGUUUUUGCGUGAGAAAGGCCACAACCUCAGGCUGAAAGCAGACCUGGAAUGCGAACUGUGCACAACACUAUGCGACUUAGAAAUGGAAUUGCACAAGUGCGUGACAUAUGACAGUGCAGGCUUUGUGCACUUUCAAAAACACACGUCAGACGAACAGGUGUACAGUGAAAGGAAGGGCCGUGCUCGCGGGCCUUUCUGGCUUAAGUUUCGACGACGUGGCAGUGGAGGUGGCAGCAGAACUGCGCGUGAUGUAGCCACAUGGGGCGUUGCUGAGGUGGCAGCGUGGCUGGAAACGCUGCAACUGUCCGAGUAUGCUGAAAGCUUCACGCGCCAUGACAUUCGUGGACGCGAACUCUUGACUUUGGGACGUCGUGACCUCAAGGAACUUGGUGUCACCAAGGUUGGGCAUGUGAAAAGGAUAUUACAGGCUGUCAGAGACCUCACCAUGUGAUCCAAGAGUGUGUAAGUGAGCGCAUCAACUCUCACUUACACUGACCAACCACACGAAGGAACCAGGCUCUGGUUCAUAUUAGAAAAUGGGUGAAUUAUUACUGGUAACAUGGGGCUAUAACAGUGGAGUGUAGUUGAUGUGAAGUCAAAACAAAGAAUAACUAUGAACUCUAAUUUUCAGGUACACGUUGUUGUAUCUACCAUACUUUAACGCAGCCCAGUCUUUCAUUAUUAUUUUUUUGGUAACAUUUUCACUUGUUCAGUUUGUGUACAUUUGUACAGAACAUUUUUAGUGUGAGAACUAUUUUAUGGCAAACACCCAUAGCAUAAGCGAGCGUUACUGCUACAUCAGCAGCUGAAGCUACCUGAGAAUUGAGGUUCAUGUAGCAGUGAAUAUGUCAGUACGUGGUGUUGUGGGUUUUUACUCCAUGCAGACUUGUAGGUUGGUACUAGUGUUUCAGAGGACUUGGCCCCGAAGUUGGAGUCAGUAUGUUCCUGUUUUGGUACUCACAAGUAUACGUUGAAUCACAACCUAGAAGACUGCAGUCUACAGGUGAAUCUACAAGCAGUGUGGAGUUUCAUAGAUCGGACCAGGUAUUAUUUGAAGUAGGAGAUACCCGCCAUGCCGUAACUUAGAUGGUUAGAUGACUUGUGUUUCUCGGACAAGUACUACCUGUCAUCGCUACUCAUUUAGCUCUGCUGCUGAUGUUUGUGGCAGGCCUGACCAGCUAGUACAUUAUCACAAAUGACACUUUGCUAGAUCCACAUUAAGGAGGCGUAACACCCGCUUGCAGGAGAGAGGUACUGGUCAGGAAUGUGACAGAGAAACAAAGGUGGUUCGGUAAUUUGUUUCCGCCACCUUCUAUAAAGACCGGACAGUUCCAGUAAUAAUGUACCUGUGUUAGCAUCAGAGUGAGGUGUUGCUUAUGGUCUGUCGAACAGUAUUACGGUUUGUUAUUUUAAUCAACGGAAAGCAAUAUUUUGGACAUCUAAAAUAACGCAUUGUUAGUACAACUGUGAGAACACAUCUGUGGCAAUUUGGUCUUCGGUCUUUUUCCUGUGCCUUGAGUUUGUUUGUAAUGUGUUUGGCACAUUUUAGAAAUGUGUUUCCAGUUGUACUCAUUUGGAGUUGACAAGUUGUGAUUUGGCGUUUAUACAAAAGGUUAUCCGUGGAAAAUUGUUGUAUCAGUCCUAGUCAGGACAGAAUGUCUCAUUGUAUUGAAUUCAAAGGACCACAAAUGACGAAGUUUGAAAAAUUUGUAUAAUGAGGCAGUGUACCACUGUAUGAAUGAUGCUACGGAGGGAGGAAGGGAAGCCAACAUUACUGUGUGCAUCACAGAGCUGUGUACUUAGGCAAUCAAGAUGCUGUCUGUCAUCAAGUUCCUUUAAGAUAUAGGUUAAGGAAUUUUUAUCAUUGUGGGGACCAAAUUAUUAUGUGGAUGAGGGCUGAUGUUUCUUGUUUGUAUUGUUCAAAGUUGGCAGCUCUUCCUUGAAGGAACAUACAAACUUUAGUCAGCAAGUGUCUCGAAUGUGAUUAACGAAGCCAUCAACACUUGGGGCCUACUAUCAACUGUAAAUUCCCGAUAUUUGUUGUUGUUUCUCCCGUUGUCGUACUCUUGCGAAGCAAUACUUCCUGAUCCACUUUCUGACAGCCACACUCGGCCUUAAGCUGUUGAACCUGUAUUCCUGUUGUUAUAUCUUUAAAGGGAAGCUGUUUUUUACUAGUUUUGUGUGUUAGCACAACUUUUCUAACCUGUUGCACUGUUACAAGUUGUCUUCUGCCAUGCAUAUGCAAGGCAUUUGUUGUUCAUAACCCAUGCACCAAUCCAUACCUUGUUAUCACCUCACAAUUGUGCAGUACUUUUUGUCAUAGUAUUUUAUUUGUGCUGUGAGGACAGUAAACAUAUUCUUUAAUUCAUGUACAACAAACUUCGGAGACUGCCUUAUAAUUUACAAAUUUCAUAUGCGUCAGUUUGUAAAUUGUAUUUAAAAUUUUCAAAUGGUAGUCUAAAAAAGGAUCACGUGGAAAUCUGUGGACUUUAGAUGUUUCAUGUCUGCUUGCCCAGCCACAGAGUUGUAAUUACGUAAUGUGUUUAGAUGCGCUUCAAUAACAUGGCUGUUUGCAUCUAACCACAAAGUUAUCAUUCUUUUUAAUUUUAUUCAAGCUUGACCAGAAAAAGACAAUUCAAAUAAAUAAGUAUGUAUACUUUUUUUCCCCCGAAAGAAAUGUACUACAUCAUUGUGGCCCAAAGGGCUUCAUUUUUGUGCCAAAUUUUAUUAAACCCAGUCAUCUGUUACGGGAUGAUGAGUUACAAAACAUU